AUUUUAGUUGUUACUUAAAUCAUCUCUUCUCCCACAGUUCCACCAUACUAUUUUCUGUUUUUUUUUCCUUUAUUUUUUUUCCCUUUAUCAGCAGCACUCCCAGGGCGAACUCUUUAACAAUAUACUGACCGUAAAAUUAGCGCUAGGAUUAGAGGAAGAGGCGAAUUGUUUGUGGGGGUAAGGAGGGGGGGAGGGGAUAUGGCGAUAUCGGAUGCGGUGAUUGGGAAUUUGAUGAUGAUCUACUUGGCAGUGAUAGCGGGGAUAAAGGCGUAUGGUUUAGUAUGUGGGCGGAGCUUCGGUGGCGGCUUCGUGCUGAUAGUGUCGAGCACGGUGGUGGGUUUCAUCUUGGUUGGCACGUUGACGUGGGACGUCUCCCGUAAAGCUACGUACGCGAUUUCCCGCGAUUACGCCGCUUCCGUACACGUUCAAGAGAUGUGCAAGGGUGGUAUUUGCUGGCACGGCGUCGCCGUCCGUUCCCCUGCUUCUCAGGUCCGCUUCAGGAUCCCUCCUCAAAUUCCAUACCGUUCUUUGUAAAUAUUCAAUUCAAAUUUUGCCACAAAAAAGAAAAAAAAAAGAUUUUCAGUUUUGAAUCUCUGUAAGAUAAAAAGGGUCAUUUGUAUUUGUUUUUGUCUUCAAUUUUGAUUGAGAGGAAAUAAUUGUUUAUAAAAAAAAAUUGUGUACAAAGUUACAAAAUUGCAAAGGAAAUGGAAGAUGCUUUGUGAAUAA
Molecule: messenger RNA, 726 nt
Organism: Gossypium raimondii (Peruvian cotton)
Lineage: Eukaryota; Viridiplantae; Streptophyta; Magnoliopsida; Malvales; Malvaceae
Exons: 1
Coding region: 199-534 (111 amino acids)
Source: RefSeq, a predicted model, not a curated record